Gavia stellata (red-throated loon) is the source of this 1908-nucleotide messenger RNA. RefSeq names its product elongation factor for RNA polymerase II 2 (gene ELL2). Gene Ontology annotation, cellular component: transcription elongation factor complex. The coding region runs from base 1 to 1908 and encodes 635 amino acids. The transcript has 12 exons. The record is from RefSeq and is a predicted model, not a curated record. Gene Ontology annotation, biological process: transcription elongation by RNA polymerase II; positive regulation of transcription elongation by RNA polymerase II; snRNA transcription by RNA polymerase II. Gene Ontology annotation, molecular function: cis-regulatory region sequence-specific DNA binding. NCBI's taxonomy places the organism in Eukaryota, Metazoa, Chordata, Aves, Gaviiformes, Gaviidae.
AUGGCGGAGCUGCGGGAAGGGGAGCGGUACGGCGUGUCCUGCGAGGGAGAGGCGCCGAACGUCACGGUGCUGCACGUCAAGCUGACCGAGACCGCCCUGCGGGCGCUGGAGAGCUACCAGGGCUGCAAGGAUCGUGUUUCUUCUCGACCUUCAGUUCAGUUUCAAGGAUCCCAAGGGCUUAUUAAAAUUCCCAAAGUUGAUGUGCCAAAUGAAGUGCAUACAUUUAACUUCUACUUGUCAGAUGUUGGCAAAGAUAAUCCUCAGGGAAGCUUUGACUGUGUCCAGCAAACAGACUCAAGUUCUGGAGCCUCGCAACUCAGUUGCCUGGGAUUAAUACAGAAUAAAAUUACAGUAUGUGCGACAAGUGAUUCCUAUCUGACGACCAGAGAGCGCAUGACCCAGGCAGAAGAGGAGUCGCGCAAUCGAAGUGCAAAGGUUAUUAAACCUGGUGGACCAUUUUUAGGAAAAAGAGUACAGGUCAGAAGAGCACCACAAAGCAUUCCAGAUGCUGUGCCAGAGAGGAAGAGAUCGACACCCAUGAACCCUGCAAACACAAUACGGAGGACUCACACACACAACGCUGUUUCUCAGCGACCGUACAGGGACAGGGUGAUUCACUUACUGGCACUGAAGAGUUACAAGAAACCAGAGUUACUUGCUCGCUUGCAGAGAGAUGGUGUCAACCAAAAGGAUAAGAAUUCCCUUGGGACUAUCCUUCAGCAGGUAGCCAACCUGAAUCCAAAGGAUAAUUCUUACACUCUGAAGGAUUAUGUAUUUAAAGAAAUUCAGAAAGAUUGGCCUGGAUACAAUGAAAUAGAUAAACAGUCAUUGGAGUUAAUACUUUCUAGAAAAUUAAAUUCAUCUCAGAAUGCCACCAGCACCAGCCAUUUGGAAUCUCCUGUAACUUCUAAUAAAGAUGCUCCAUCAACUUCUCAGAAACGGCUUUUGAAUUCUGAUUUUAUCGAUCCUCGGAACAAAAAGCAGAGGAUAUCUCACCUGACCAGUCGAGUCCAGCCAUCGUUCAGUGGCCACUUGCCUGCCUCCAGCGAGAAAGCUGCUGCCGCCCCUCUGCCGCCUCCCCCCCCAACAGCUGCCUCUACUCCUGCUCCUCUGCUGCUGCCUCCCACACUCCUUCCCACUUCCAACCCUCCUCAAACUGCCAGCUCCAGCUCCCCCAGCACCCCUGAGGGGCGGGGGACACAAGACCUGCCAGUGGACAGCUUCAGUCAAAAUAGGAGUAACACCUAUGAGGACCAGCAACAAAAAUAUACCUCUCAGACUCCUCUGGGAAUCCCAGCUCCUGCCCUGGUGCAGGUGGAGCCUCCCAAGUCCGCAGGCGAGAAGCAUGCAGUGUUGCACCAAAAGCCCAAGAAGGUAAAAGAGCAUAAGGAGAAGGACAAAAACAAAAUGCAGGACACUACGAGUGUGACUGAGGAGGAGAAAGAUCUCAGAAAAGAAGAGACUGCCAAGCUGAAAAAAUUCUCCCAUUUGGAUUCAGGUGAAGGAGUUGAAGAAACUUGCACUGCCUCCACAGAUCAUCCUUCAUCAACGAGUGAACAACCAGACUACUUCAUAAAAUACAUAGCUAUAGUCUCAUAUGAGCAACGCCAGAGUUACAAGGAUGACUUCAAUGCAGAGUAUGAUGAAUACAGGAACUUGUAUGCUCGAAUGGAGAGUAUCACCAGGAGAUUCAUGAAGCUUGAUGCACAACGGAAGCUUCUUUCUCCAGGGUCCAAAGAAUACCAGAUCCUUCACGAGGAAGUCUUAGAAGAGUAUCGAAAGAUAAAACAGUCUAGCCCCAACUACUAUGAAGAGAAGUACAGAUGCGAGUAUCUCCACAACAAGCUGUCUCAUAUUAAGAGACUAAUAGGGGAAUUUGACCAACGGCAAGCAGAGUUAUGGCACUAG